AUGACUCCAUUCACCAGCAGCCUGAUUGCCCUCGCCAUCCUGAACACCGUUCAAGGCGCCCUAUCACCCAUCUUCCCCGUCCAGGGCAGCACUUGCGCUGUUCUCCAGUCCUGUCAAAUCAAAUGGCAAGACGAUGCCAGCCUGCCCUCAACGACCACCAUGGGCGAGACCACUAUUGACUUGGUCAUGGGCAGCGCCUCCAACUUGGUAGCCGUCCAGAACCUCGGUGGAGUCAGCAACCCUUCCGUUGCUACUGCGAUCACCUUCCAGCCCAUUGCCGGUCUUUCCCCAACCGAGAAGUACGCCGUCCGAUUCAUUGCGAAAGCCAAUGCUACCCACCCGAUCUUCUCUACAUACUUCUCAAUCACUGGCGGAUCCGGCACCGCCACCCCUCUGGUCACCCCCAACUCGGCACUUGCUGCGAGCAACCCCCCGUCAUCGAGUGGACCUGCCCCGAUCAUUGGAAGCAAAGCCCCUUCCGGCUCAUCUAACACGAGCGCCUCCACCAAUGUCAUGAGCACUGCCAAGAACGACACCGCCGCUGCCAACGCCGAUAAAUCGUCAGCCAGCCUAGUCGCCUCUUCCCUCACCGCCGUCACUGGAGCGGCCGCUCUCGUUGCUUCCGUUUGGUUCUUGUAA
This is a messenger RNA of Puccinia triticina, 639 nucleotides long. RefSeq lists its product as uncharacterized. The transcript is spliced from 3 exons. The record is from RefSeq and is a predicted model, not a curated record. Lineage: Eukaryota; Fungi; Basidiomycota; Pucciniomycetes; Pucciniales; Pucciniaceae. The coding region runs from base 1 to 639 and encodes 212 amino acids.